AUGUCGAAAGCUCGUGUUUACACCGACGUUAACGUGAUCCGACCCAAGGAGUAUUGGGAUUACGAAUCGCUCAAUGUUCAGUGGGGGGAGCAAGAUGAUUACGAGGUAGUCAGGAAGGUGGGGAGAGGAAAAUACAGUGAGGUUUUUGAGGGGAUAAACAUGAACAGCAACGAGAAGUGCAUAAUCAAGAUUCUCAAGCCUGUUAAGAAAAAGAAGAUUAGAAGAGAGAUUAAAAUACUUCAGAAUCUCUGUGGAGGGCCAAAUAUUGUCAAGCUGCUUGAUGUUGUCAGAGAUCAACACUCAAAAACACCAAGCUUAAUAUUUGAGUAUGUUAACAGCACAGACUUUAAGGUUCUGUAUCCGACAUUGACUGAUUAUGACAUCCGAUACUACAUCUAUGAGCUGUUGAAGGCGUUGGACUUCUGCCACUCACAAGGUAUAAUGCACAGAGAUGUCAAGCCACACAAUGUCAUGAUCGACCAUGAGCUGCGCAAACUUCGCCUUAUAGAUUGGGGUCUCGCUGAGUUUUAUCAUCCUGGAAAAGAGUAUAACGUCCGUGUGGCCUCAAGAUACUUCAAGGGACCCGAACUUCUAGUGGAUUUACAGGACUAUGACUAUUCCUUGGACAUGUGGAGCCUCGGUUGCAUGUUUGCUGGGAUGAUAUUCCGCAAGGAACCUUUCUUCUAUGGCCAUGACAACCAGGAUCAGCUUGUCAAAAUUGCCAAGGUCCUUGGAACAGAUGAAUUGAAUGCAUAUCUGAAUAAGUAUCAGUUAGAACUUGAUGCUCAACUAGAGGCACUUGUUGGGAGACAUAGCAGGAAGCCUUGGUCCAAAUUCAUCAACGCUGACAAUCGCCAUUUGGUCUCACCUGAGGCGAUUGAUUACCUGGACAAGCUACUCCGGUAUGAUCAUCAAGACAGAUUAACUGCAAAAGAAGCAAUGGCUCACCCGUAUUUCGCUCAAGUCAGGGCGGCAGAAAGCAGCAGAAUGAGAACUUAA
Arabis nemorensis is the source of this 999-nucleotide messenger RNA. The record is from the annotation of a GenBank genome assembly. Lineage: Eukaryota; Viridiplantae; Streptophyta; Magnoliopsida; Brassicales; Brassicaceae.